This is a messenger RNA of Coniosporium apollinis CBS 100218, 978 nucleotides long. RefSeq lists its product as uncharacterized. The transcript is spliced from 3 exons. Bases 1 to 978 code for a protein of 325 amino acids. Lineage: Eukaryota; Fungi; Ascomycota; Dothideomycetes. The record is from RefSeq and is a predicted model, not a curated record.
AUGGCAACUCAGCUGCCCGCCCACCACCGUACGCCCAGCAGUCACCACAAGAAAGCGUUGCCGCCUCACGCUCGGCCGGCCAGGCCUACUGCUCUACACAAGCGUGCUCUCAGUCACCGACCGGCCAAGUCGGUACAACUUGAGAGUCCGUCAAGGACUGACGACGACGACGAGGAGGAAGCAAUGGCAGCAAGCUUCCUGCAGUACUGCGCGUUUUGCGAAAAGCAGAUCAUCGUUCCCAACAAUGCGAUCCUAUAUUGCUCGGAAAGCUGCCGCAGGAAGGACAACAAUAAGACGGUCGCGUUCACACCAUAUACGUCUGAGCACUCCCCUCCGCACACUCCCUUCGCCAACUUCACAUUCGACGACCUACCUGUCCACAACAUCGUACCCCAGCGAUCACCAACUGCGCCCCACAUGCAUCGGAUGUCGUCUACCUUCUCCGAAGCGUCAGAGGACGAGCACAUGUACUCCGGCGACGAGUCGCGCAUGACCAAAGACACGGAAGCAGCUCGCUACCUCCGCCAGUUCCAAUCGCAGGACGGGUCGUCAACACGGGCCUGGCGUCCCCGCUACAACCGCUCCUCCACAUCGACCGCGGCAUACAGCACCGCACCCUCGUUAUCGCACACUCCUACUUCAACCGCCAGCGUGUCGCUCCCAUACACCCCGUCGACGAGACCGCUUCCCCUCCGCCAGAAUCCGUAUAAUUCGUAUGGCUCGCGGUCGAUAGACCUCGUCACGCCGUUCGCGGCUGCGACUACGACUGCACCGUCGAGCUUGAAGGAUUAUUCCUUGAAGAGUGCGGCGACUGCGUCGACGUCGGCGGGGGUCGUCGAGCCUGGCUUGCUUUACGAGAAGAAGUCGUCAUUACCGCCGGCGUCGCCGAGUCAGGGGAGUUUGAAGCAGCUGUUUCGCUUCAACGAGAUGCAGGCGCCGCCUAGUUAUAGUGGGGCGAGGCGGCCGCCGUGGUCUUGA